AUGCGCUCCCUGAGGAAGACAGUGUUGUUUGCAGUCCUGGUGUCAGUGGUUCUGGUACUGGCUCUCAUCCACACGUGGCCCACUCGGGUCUACACAACCAUAGAGGUCUGGCAGCAACCAGGCCUCCUGGUAGAGAAGCAUCUGGAGAACCGUCUCCCGGAACCUCAUCCCCAGUUGAGCGCCAUCCCCUUUCGUGUGCGCGAAAGUGUGGCAGGCUUGUUGGCACGCAACGGAUGCGUGUGUGAGAGCGAAGGGGUGACUCUGCCCUUCUUCCAAAUCUUAUCGUCACGCGUGUCGGCUCACCAGCUGCACACGGCCUUCCAGGCGGACGAGCUGGAGGAGGUGAAGAAAAGACGGGAUAAGGAGUUUAAAAGCCUCCGGAAAAGGUUACAGUCAUCUGCGGAUACGCUCAUUAUCGCCGAGGCAAACAACCCGUUACAGUAUCCAACGCAGGGCGUGGAAGUGCGGCCGCUAAAAACAAUCAUCAUCCCAGGAUUGGCUUUACAGGACCUUCCCAGAGAUCAUUACUCGAUAAAUCUCACUGCCACGCUGGGAACGCUCAAUGUUGCCGCAGAAGUGGACGGGGUUCAAAUUCAAGGUGAUGGCGAGAUGCACAUGACGCUGUCAAGCAGUCGUCUCACCAAACUGAACCGACAGCUGCAGUUUGUCACGUACACCAACACGCUGUUCCACCCCAACACAGCGGACACAGUACAUUUUGAGACAGAGGGCCAUCAAGCCAACUUCAUCAUCAAGAUCCGUCACGGUGUCACGCCCAAACUGUACAACACAGGGAAUGAAGAAGGGUACAACAUCAGCGCGCUGGUUACCAUAGCAACCAAGACUUUCCUGCGCUACGACAAGCUUCAGAACCUCAUCGACAGCGUGAGGAAAUACUACCCGACCGUCACCAUUGUGAUUGCUGAUGACAGUCAAAAUCCCCAAAGCAUCUCUGGACCAUACAUCGAACAUUACAUCAUGCCAUUUGGAAAGGGCUGGUUUGCCGGUCGGAACCUGGCCAUAUCCCAGGUGACCACCAAGUAUGUGCUGUGGGUGGAUGAUGACUUUAUCUUCACCAGCAAGACCAAAGUGGAGAAAUUUGUGGAUGUUUUAGAGAGGACCACUUUGGACCUGGUGGGCGGUGCAGUUCGCGAGGCCACCGGGUAUACCACCACCUACAGGCAGACUAUAUCCAUCGAGCCUGGAGAGGGUGAUGGAGACUGUUUGCACUUGAGGAGAGGGUUCCAUCACGUGAUCCAAGGCUUUCCCAACUGCGUGGUGACUGAUGGGGUGGUUAACUUCUUCCUGGCUCGGACUGACAAAGUCCAGCAGGUCGGCUUUGACCCGCGCCUCAACAGGGUAGCCCACCUGGAAUUUUUCAUCGAUGGCCUGGGCUCUCUGCAUGUGGGCUCUUGCGACAACGUCAUUGUCAGUCACGCGAGCAAAAUCAAGUUCCCCUGGACCAGCCAAUCGGAAAGCGACAAGGCCUACGCCAAGUUUCGUUACCCGCCGGCCUCUUCGGAUGCCUCGCAAAGCAAACUUGGCCUCCUCUUCUUCAAGAACAGAUUUCAGUGUCUGACUCGCGGUGAUUAAUUUCCCUUUUUUUUCCCCACACAUCCUAUCUUGCCAAAGAGGACAUGAGGAUGCUUUUGCUGACAUUUUAUUUUUUUGUGCCAUGGAAAGGAUUCAACAAGUAUUUAUUUACAGUACGUAUAAACCAAACAGUGUAAAGACAAGUCUGUAUGUUUACAAAGAACAAUGUGAGUCUUGGCCAUAUGAGACUUUCAACACAAAUCCAGACGGUUCCCAUUAUUGUUGUGCCUGGUCAGAGGGGACGCCUCCCACAAAGUGACAAUCCUGUAAAUACGCAGCGCAGAGGGAGGAUCCCCGUUUAUAUGGCCACACAUAGGACAACUUGGCACCUAAUAUUGUGGCCACUUUGACUUCUGCUAGCCUACCCAUAAUGCUGCAUUCCCCCUCGUGAAAUAU
This is a messenger RNA of Hippocampus zosterae (dwarf seahorse), 1989 nucleotides long. RefSeq names its product beta-1,4-N-acetyl-galactosaminyl transferase 1b (gene b4galnt1b). Gene Ontology annotation, cellular component: Golgi membrane. Bases 1 to 1593 code for a protein of 530 amino acids. The transcript has 10 exons. Gene Ontology annotation, molecular function: hexosyltransferase activity. Lineage: Eukaryota; Metazoa; Chordata; Actinopteri; Syngnathiformes; Syngnathidae. The record is from RefSeq and is a predicted model, not a curated record. Gene Ontology annotation, biological process: ganglioside biosynthetic process.